Molecule: messenger RNA, 1296 nt
Organism: Aspergillus tanneri
Lineage: Eukaryota; Fungi; Ascomycota; Eurotiomycetes; Eurotiales; Aspergillaceae
Exons: 6
Coding region: 1-1296 (431 amino acids)
Biological process (GO): fructose 6-phosphate metabolic process; canonical glycolysis; fructose 1,6-bisphosphate metabolic process
Cellular component (GO): mitochondrion; 6-phosphofructokinase complex
Molecular function (GO): ATP binding; identical protein binding; fructose-6-phosphate binding
Source: RefSeq, a predicted model, not a curated record
AUGGUGGCUAUUGUUACGGGGGUAGAUAGGCUAUUUAUCCCUGAGAGACCGCCGCGGCCGGGAUUGGAGGAGGAUAUUUGUGCGGUGAUUCUGAAGACUAUCGUGAUCAUCGUCGAAGGCUCACAGGACCAUAAACUGCAGCAUAUCUCCUCGGAGACCGUCAAAGACAUCCUGAGAACACGACUCGAGCUCGAUACGAGGGUCACUGUCCUGGGCCACAUCCAACAAGGAGAAGCGCCGUGUGCGUACGACCUCUGGCUGGCCACCCUGCAGGGCAUGGAAUUAGUCAGCCGGCAAAUGCCUGUGCAAUCCAAAGACUUCGACCGGGCAAUGCGACUCCUGGAUCCGGAAUUCAUGAAAUAUCAUGGGGCGUAUCGCCGGUUGAGCACAUCAGAUCAUCCCUGGACCAUAUUGUCUCCGGACAAAAAGAAAGAAAGAAUGCGUAUCGCAGUCAUCCACAUCGGGGCACCAACAGCUGGCAUGAACACCGCCACUCGGACCAUAGUCGCCUACUGCCUGACCAAGGGCCACACACCCAUCGCCAUCUAUAACGUCAACGACGGCAGAUCCGAUAUCGGGUCAAAAAGCGGUCUGCCUGCGGACGAUCUGACCACGACGGCGCAAUGUUUCCAGGAGUCCCGGCUCGAUUCCCUGUUGGUUAUCAGUGGCGUCGAAGCCUUGACUACCGUUCGUCACUUUCAUCAAGCCCGAGACCAGCACGCGGCGUUCCGUAUACCCAUCGUGCUUCUCCCCACCAGCAUGGCCAACAACGUGCCCCAGAUGGACUACGCACUAGCCAACGAUACUAGUCUCAACACGCUAGCCUGCUUCUGUGAUGUGUUGCGGCGCAUGUUGUAUACGCCACCGCGAACCAUCACGCUGGACCGACUAGCCCGUGAUGUUGAGUAUUUUCGAGAACAGUUUGGCGGCAAGCAUGGUGCCAGUCGUGCGGGCAAAUUGAUCAUCCGCAAGGAGCAUACCGCACCACAGUACAGUACAGAGAUGGUGGCGGGGAUCAUCCAGGACGAGGCGCACAGUUGCUUUGAUGCGCGCGGUGUCAUCCCGGGUCAUUUCCAACAGGGAGAUGAAGUAUCUCUCAUAGAUUGGAUUCGCGCGUUUCUCCUGGCGAUCAAGCGCAAGGAGCACUUGGAGAGUUUUGCUGGUCGGGCCGCCUACGAAGUUGUCAUUGACGACAGCUACGUGGCGAUGAUUGGUAUUCGCAAGUCUAGAGUAUUGCUGUAUUCGCUGGGAGGAUCUUCAGAAGUCGAAACAGUCAAUGCAGAUGGGCAGUCGUGA